AAGGAAUAUAUUUAGGUGUGUCUCAGCUGACCAAUAAGAUGCUGCAGUAUUACAGGCCAUGUCGAUAAAGUUUUGUUGACAUGAGUUUCUGGCCCUGUCUCGUGUGUAUCGACCAGCUUCCGUGAAAAGCUGUCUCAGUGAGAGCUGACCGUCUGUGAUGUCCGAAUGAUGCAAUCUUCCCCAAACGGGUAUAUAUUUCUUGAUAUCCCUUACAUCAUCCUUCAAUAUAUUUACGUUGUGUGGCUAUCUGUCUACGACAAUAUGAAGAAAUUAAUGGCGGGAAACCGGAAAGUUCAGAAGCGGAACCGAAAAUUGGCAAUACUAACAUUUACCAUUCUGUUAGUUAUGUAUAUGACGUCAAAAUACACCGUUACUCCGAGAUUUACUUUCACAAAUGAAAACGUUGACGUAAAAUGCAUUAUACCAGAUCUUAAUCCUUUUGAUAGAUCUAUAAAAAAAUUUGAGUGGCAUCCGAAUAAAAUCAAAUGUGAUGACAAUCCAACGCUUGUGUUUGUGAGUGACGAUGGAUUGCUUCAGUACAACGAUACAGCCUUACAACUGAACAAUUUGGUGGGACUCGCAUGCACUUACAGUGUUGUUAGUAGGCAAAAGGGAAACGAUGACUAUGUGGACUUUGGACCGGAAGUUAUACUCAAAGAACCUACAAGAGUAAUCGGAGAUUACUUCCGGGUUAAAUGUCAAGAUUCUGAUUCUAGAAACAUUUACGACGUCAUGCAUUAUCAGAUUGAUUCGAAGACUGUACAGGAAACUCGACAUAUACAGCGAGAAAUGGAUGACAAGUUCAGCAUUUUGAUUCUUGGUGUUGAUGCAGUCUCCAGAUCAGCAGCUAUACGAAAGCUACCAAAAACGAUCUCCUACCUCCGGAAUGAAAUGAAAUCAUUUGAGUUCAAAGGUUACAUGAAAGUAGCUGAUAACACUUUCCCUAAUGUCGUAUCAAUGCUGACCGGGAAAAAGGCGUUUUCGAACGAACUUCCAACCGAGGACGUCACUUCAGUUCAUUUUGACGGUUAUCCCUUCGUGUGGUAUGACUUGGCUAAAGCUGGGUAUGCCACUCUUUUUUCGGAGGACUACGCAGAUAUCAAUAUGUUUAACUUGGGUAAAGCAGGUUUUUUAAAACAGCCAACUGACCAUUACAUGCGUCCCUACUGGCGAGGAAUUAAAAAAGUUGACUUACUAGGCACUCUCAUCAACUCUGCUUUAAUAGGUUUCGAAGAUAAAAAAUUAGGUCUGAAAAAGACAUCCACUUUGUGCUACGGAAACACACCAAAACAUGUUCUAUCCUUGAAUCACACUAGAGAAUUUAUCAGACGGUAUAAUCACAAGCUGCGGUUCAGUUUCACUUGGCUGAACGAAAUCAGUCAUGACUAUGUUAACUUCCUGGAGUUGGGGGAUGAUGAUUUUAAAGACUUUUUCAGGUGGAUCAAUGAGAAAGGGCAUUUAGAUAAUUCGUUUGUUGUAUUUUUAAGCGACCAUGGAUCGCGGAUAGAUUCUAUUCGUAACACUUACAUUGGUCGGAUAGAAGAGAGGAUGCCGCUUCUGCACAUCGCGCUACCGCGUAAGAUUCGGGAUAGAUACCCAUCACUUGUGCAACAUAUGGAAGACAAUACACAACGUUUAACGACUCAUUAUGAUUUCUAUGAAACAUUACUCGAUAUCAUGAAUUCCAACUUCGAUUCUAAAUCUGGAGUACCGCCGUCAGCUAGGGGAAUCAGCCUUUUUUCACCCAUCCCAGAAUCCCGGUCCUGCGCACAGGCAGGAGUUCCUGAACACUACUGUGCAUGUUACAGCUCUGAAGAAGUGUCAGUCACUUUGCCGCUAGUACUCAAGAUAGCUUCAUUUGUAGUUGAUGAAAUAAACACCAUUCUAAAUGUACGUAGUGAUCUUUGUGAAGUAAUAUCAUUAAGGGAAAUUAAACACGCCGAAAAGAUUGAUCUUGGCCUUAAAGCCAAUGGAGAUGUUGAAUUUUUCACCUUUCGACAGUUUUUUGAGGAGCCUGAGAAACAGGAGGAAAGGUAUUUAGUACUUUUAGAAACCAUUCCCGGGAACGCUCUUUUAGAAGCGACAGUUCUAGUUGACAACCACAAUCAAUUUCAGUUGUUAGGACAAGUGAGCAGAACUAACAAAUAUGGCAAACAGUCACACUGUGUCAGAGAGGAUAUUCUAAGGUUAUACUGUUUCUGUAAGGUUGCCGCGUCAUGAGGUCGUUACGCAGUAAUAACCUGUGUAAACAAGGUAUUUUUCCAGAAGUCUUGAUAGUUAAGUACAAAGUUAAAGAGAACAACCUCACUUGACAGAUGUUACGUUUACAAGGGUUAUAAGUUGCAGAUAAAUCUACAGUGCGGCGUAUUUAGUCGAAAAUUGAAUCCCAACCACAGAUGAAGUAUAUAAGUCAAAUUUUAAAUCCUCACGGCUGUGUUUUAUUCGGAAGCCGAAUCCUCACGGCUGUGUUUUAGUCGGAAGCCGAAUCUUCACGGCAGUGUUUUAGUCGGAAGCCGAAUCUUCACAGCAGUGUUUUAGUCAGAAGCCGAAUCCUCACGGCAGUGUUUUAGUCGGAAGCCGAAUCUUCACAGCAGUGUUUUAGUCGGAAGCCGAAUCCUCACGGCUGUGUUUUAGUCGGAAGCCGAAUCUUCACAGCAGUGUUUUAGUCGGAAGCCGAAUCCUCACGGCAGCGUUUUAGUCGGAAGCCGAAUCUUCACAGCAGUGUUUUAGUCGGAAGCAGAAUCCUCACGGCAGUGUUUUAGUCGGAAGCCUAAUCGUCACGGCAGUGUUUUAGUCGGAAGCUGAAUCCUCACUGCGGUGUGCUUGUCGAGAGAUAUUAAUCCUCACGGCAGUGUUUUGGUCAGAAAUUGUUUUCUCACAGCAGUAAAAACCUCUCUGUACUGGUAACAAUAUAUAAGUUUGACAUUCAUGCCAGUUUCUAGGAGUAUUCAUUACUCAGAAUGGAACAAAGAGAAAUGUCAUUUAACCAUGUACAAUAUUGUUUAUUUUAACUUACAUGUAAUUUCCCCCUUUUAUGACUCAUUUGUUUAUCUUAUUACGCAAUCGUGUCUCUGUCGGUACACAGAUCAAAAAGAAAUUAAUUCCAACACCGUAUCCCUUACUUUUCCCGCUUGUAUGUAUAUGCAGCUGUGUCCCUGUUGCGAGUCCUGUAUGCACAGCUCGUGAAGUGAAGUGUGCAAUGUGUGAUGUUGAGUGUCCGUGGAGUGCUCCUGUAGAGUACGUGGCCUUGUGUGUACAGUACGUGGACCUGAGUUUACAACAGCACGUUGUCUUAUGUGUACAUUAAUUGACCUUGUGUGUAUAGAACUCUGUACUGUGCGUACAACAAGUGGUCCAGUGUGUACAUGACGUGGUCUUGUAUUACAGUAUGUGACCCUGUCUCUACAGUACCUGGUCCUGUGUUAAGAGCACGUGAUCCUGUGUUUAUAUCCAUGGUCCAUGUACCGCACCCGUUCUUGUGUGUACAGUGGGUAGACCUGUAUGUAGAAAACGUGGUCCUGUAUUAUCAAUACGUGUCUUGUAUUUACAGAACAUGGUCCUGUGAUAACAUAACGUGGUCCUCAGUCUUACAGUUUAUCAAUAUUCAUUAAAAACAAUGCAUAAAUGUAAUUAUCAUUCGGAACAAAAUGUUAACACAGAGGGAAGCUGCAGGUCUACUUGUACAUGUUCACUUUUAAUGAUGCAAAAUUCAAUGUAAACUAUGUACCUCUGCAAUGAACAUGGUCUGAAAAUACGAACAAAAAUCUAUAGUCAUGUGUAUAUGUUACAGUAAUCUUGUGUCUCCCUUCAAGUCUUUUGUUCCACUGUACUCAUUUAUCCACUCAUUUAGCCCUUCCGUUUUAAGGUCACGGAAUGCACUUGACUCUAAUACCAAAAAUAUACACCUUCCUACACGAGUUUCAAUAAUUGCCUUCAAAACCAAAACGAUUUUUUUCAAAAUAUCUGAUUAUCACUUGAUCGAAUAUUAAACAUUUUACUAACCGGACUCCCGCCAUAAUUGCAGCACUUUAAAUGAUGAUAUGUUUAAUGUUGAAAUUAUCAACUAUCCAAAUCUUACAUAAGGUUGUUCUAAUGAAAAUGUUUAUCAUUUCUUUUUCAUAUGUCAUAGAUUUAAUGGACAAAGAUUAAAAAUGUUCCGAAACCUUCACAGUUUUUUGUCCCAAACUUACAGAGUUAUUUAAACAUGUCCAACACUUCCGAUCGAGUUUUAACUCGGCCAUGACCUCAUGUCUCCUUCCCACCACUACUCUUUAUUUUCAUUGUCAUCUUGUCAGUUGUACUAUUUUACACAUGAAUACAGAGCUCUCUAUUUCUCUCGUGUGUAAAAUUGAAUUUAGUUAAGCUAUCUUAUGUUACAUAUGUGUGUAUGGUGUACAAGUACUUGUAUUCAUAGGACAGGGCGCUAAUAAUGUUCUUUUGCCUUAUGCCCAAUCAAUUUGUUUAUCUUGCCAAUAAAAUAUUAUCAAACUGA
Messenger RNA from Ylistrum balloti, 4492 nucleotides. RefSeq lists its product as uncharacterized. The transcript has 2 exons. The record is from RefSeq and is a predicted model, not a curated record. Bases 166 to 2220 code for a protein of 684 amino acids. NCBI's taxonomy places the organism in Eukaryota, Metazoa, Mollusca, Bivalvia, Pectinida, Pectinidae.